Molecule: messenger RNA, 8109 nt
Organism: Pelobates cultripes (western spadefoot toad)
Lineage: Eukaryota; Metazoa; Chordata; Amphibia; Anura; Pelobatidae
Source: the annotation of a GenBank genome assembly
GUCUGAACCAGCUCCCAGCUCAGCCAGGAGGACUCACUGCUCUCCUACACCCAGAGCUCUGCCUGGCAGCCAGGGUAUGUGGCAGGAUCAUGGCAGCACCAAGAAUCCCUGCUACCUGCAGGAGGGCAAUGGACAUCUGAGAGCAAAGAGCAGCAAGUGGUGAGUAGACACACUGUAACAAUAUUCUGGGACACACUGACAGUAAUAGAGUGUACACACUGUAACAAUAUUCUGGGACCCACUGACAGUAAUAGAGUGUAGACACAAUGUAACAAUAUUCUGGGACACACUGACAGUAAUAGAGUGUAGACACAAUGUAACAAUAUUCUGGGACACACUGACAGUAAUAGAGUGUAGACAUGAUGUAACAAUAUUCUGGGACACACUGACAGUAAUAGAGUGUAGACACACUGUAACAAUAUUAUGGGACACACUGACAGUAAUAGAGUGUAGACACAGUGUAACAAUAUUCUGGGACACACUGACAGUAAUAGAGUGUAGACACACUGUAACAAUAUUCUGGCACACACUGACAGUAAUAGAGUGUAGACACAGUGUAACAAUAUUCUGGGACACACUGACAGUAAUAGAGUGUAGACACAAUGUAACAAUAUUCUGGGACACACUGACAGUAAUAGAGUGUAGACACAAUGUAACAAUAUUCUGGGACACACUGACAGUAAUAGAAUGUGACACACUGUAACAAUAUUCUGGGACACACUGACAGUAAUAGAGUGUAGACACAAUGUAACAAUAUUCUGGGACACACUGACAGUAAUAGAAUGUAGACACAAUGUAACAAUAUUCUGGGACACACUGACAAUAAUAGAGUGUAGACACACUGUAACAAUAUUCUGGGACCCACUGACAGUAAUAGAGUGUAGACACAAUGUAACAAUAUUCUGGGACACACUGACAGUAAUAGAGUGUAGACACAAUGUAACAAUAUUCUGGGACACACUGACAGUAAUAGAAUGUGACACACUGUAACAAUAUUCUGGGACACACUGACAGUAAUAGAGUGUAGACACGAUGUAACAAUAUUCUGGGACACACUGACAGUAAUAGAGUGUAGACACACUGUAACAAUAUUCUGGGACACACUGACAGUAAUAGAGUGUAGACACAAUGUAACAAUAUUCUGGGACACACUGACAGUAAUAGAAUGUAGACACAAUGUAACAAUAUACUGGGACACACUGACAGUAAUAGAGUGUAGACACACUGUAACAAUAUUCUGGGACACACUGACAGUAAUAGAAUGUAGACACAAUGUAACAAUAUACUGGGACACACUGACAGUAAUAGAGUGUACACACUGUAACAAUAUUCUGGGACACACUGACAGUAAUAGAAUGUAGACACAAUGUAACAAUAUUCUGGGACACACUGACAGUAAUAGAGUGUAGACACACUGUAACAAUAUUCUGGGACCCACUGACAGUAAUAGAGUGUAGACACACUGUAACAAUAGUCUGGGACACACUGACAGUAAUAGAGUGUAGACACACUGUAACAAUAUUCUGGGACACACUGACAGUAAUAGAGUGUAGACACACUGUAACAAUAUUCUGGGACACACUGACAGUAAUAGAGUGUAGACACACUGUAACAAUAUUCUGGGACACACUGACAGUAAUAGAGUGUAGACACACUGUAACAAUAUUCUGGGACACACUGACAGUAAUAGAGUGUAGACACAAUGUAACAAUAUUCUGGGACACACUGACAGUAAUAGAAUGUAGACACAAUGUAACAAUAUUCUGGGACACACUGACAGUAAUAGAGUGUAGACACACUGUAACAAUAUUCUGGGACACACUGACAGUAAUAGAGUGUAGACACAAUGUAACAAUAUACUGGGACACACUGACAGUAAUAGAAUGUAGACACAAUGUAACAAUAUUCUGGGACACACUGAUAGUAAUAGAGUGUAGACACACUGUAACAAUAUUCUGGGACACACUGACAGUAAUAGAGUGUAGACACACUGUAACAAUAUUCUGGGACACACUGACAGUAAUAGAGUGUAGACACAAUGUAACAAUAUUCUGGGACACACUGACAGUAAUAGAGUGUAGACACAAUGUAACAAUAUUCUGGGACACACUGACAGUAAUAGAAUGUAGACACAAUGUAACCAUCUAAAUUCUAACCCUAACUGUAAUCAAAACACUAUUCCGUAUUGCAGGUUUUAUUGCUGAUGUAGAAAUAAUUGUAACUGUAGCUAUAAAUCUUAGACAAACUUGAAUACAAAUUCUAACCUUAGUUGUAACUCUGACAGCAACCCCUAACCCAUUGUUUGUGGUAAACUGAUAUACACUCCAAGUCUUUUUGAAAAUUGUCAUUAUGUUAGCCAUCACUGCUCCCACUGGAAGACUGUUCCAGGUGUCUACUACCCAUUCUAUAUCACUGUUACCGCUCCCACUUGAAGGCUAUUCCAGGUAUCUACUACCCCUUUUAUAUCACUGCUUCUGCCUCCCACUGAAAGUCUAUUCCAGGUAUCAACUACCCUUUCUAUAUCACUGUUUCCCCUUACAGUUUCCACUGGAAGGCUAUUACAGGUAUCUAGUACCUUUUCUAUAUCACUGUUACUGCCCCCAAUGGAAGGCUAUUCCAGGUAUAUUUUUCUAUAUCACUGUUACUGCUUCCACUGGAAGGCUAUUCCAGGUAUCUACUACCCUUUCUAUAUAACUGUUACUGCUCCCACUGGAAGGCUAUUCCAUGUAUCUACUACCCUUUCUAUAUCACUGUUACUGCUCCCACUGGAAGGCUAUUCCAGGUAUCUACUACCCCUUUCUAUAUCACCGUUACUGCCCCCACUGGAAGGCUAUUCCAGGUAUCUACUACCCCUUUCUUUAUCACUGUUACUGCCCCCACUGGAAGGCUAUUCCAGGUAUAUUUUUCUAUGUCACUGUUACCGCUCCCACUGGUAGGCUAUUCCAGGUAUCUAAUACCCUUUCUAUAUCACUGUUACUGCUCCCACUGGAAGGCUAUUCCAUGUAUCUACUACCCUUUCUAUAUCACUGUUACUGCUCCCACUGAAAGGCUAUUCCAGGUAUCUACUACCCUUUCUAUAUCACUGUUACCGCUCCCACUGGAAGGCUAUUCCAGGUAUCUACUACCCUUUCUAUAUCACUGUUACUGCUCUCACUGGAAGGCUAUUCUAGGUAUCUAUUACACUUCCUAUAUCACUGUUACUGCUCCCACUGGAAGUCUAUUCAAUGUAUCUACUAUCCUUUCUAUAUCACUGUUACUGCUCCCACUGGAAGGCUAUUCCAGGUAUCUACUACCCUUUCCAUUUGUUACCGCUCCUACUGGAAGGCUAUUACAGGUAUCUAGUACCUUUUCUAUAUCACUGUUACUGCUCCCACUGGAAGUCUAUUCAAUGCAUCUACUACCCUUUCUAUAUCAGUGUUACUGCUUCCACUGGAAGGCUAUUCCAGGUAUCUACUAUCCUUUCUAUAUCACUGUUACUGCUCCCACUGGAAGGCUAUUCCAGGUAUCUACUACCCUUUCCAUUUGUUACUGCUCCUACUGGAAGGCUAUUACAGGUAUCUAGUACCUUUUCUAUAUCACUGUUACUGCCCCCAAUGGAAGGCUAUUCCAGGUAUAUUUUUCUAUAUCACUGUUACUGCUUCCACUGGAAGGCUAUUCCAGGUAUCUACUACCCUUUCUAUAUCAGUGUUACUGCUCCCACUGGAAGGCUAUUCCAGGUAUCUACUACCCUUUCUAUAUCACUGUUACUGCUCCCACUGGAAGUCUAUUCAAUAUAUCUACUACCCUUUCUAUAUCAGUGUUACUGCUUCCACUGGAAGGCUAUUCCAGGUAUCUACUAUCCUUUCUAUAUCACUGUUACUGCUCCCACUGGAAGGCUAUUCCAGGUAUCUACUACCCUUUCCAUUUGUUACCGCUCCUACUGGAAGGCUAUUACAGGUAUCUAGUACCUUUUCUAUAUCACUGUUACUGCUCCCACUGGAAGUCUAUUCAAUGCAUCUACUACCCUUUCUAUAUCAGUGUUACUGCUUCCACUGGAAGGCUAUUCCAGGUAUCUACUAUCCUUUCUAUAUCACUGUUACUGCUCCCACUGGAAGGCUAUUCCAGGUAUCUACUACCCUUUCCAUUUGUUACCGCUCCUACUGGAAGGCUAUUACAGGUAUCUAGUACUUUUUCUAUAUCACUGUUACCGCUCCCACUGGAAGGCUAUUACAGGUAUCUACUAUCCUUUCUAUAUCACUGUUACUGCUCCCACUGGAAGGCUAUUCCAGGGAUCUAAUACCCUUUCUAUAUCACUGUUAAUGCUCCCACUGGAAGGCUAUCCCAGGUAUCUACUACCCUUUCUAUAUCACUGUUACUGCUCCCACUGGAAGGCUAUUCCAGGUAUCUACUACCCUUUCUAUAUCACUGUUACUGCUCCUACUGGAAGGCUAUUCCAGGUAUCUACUACCCUUUCCAUUUGUUACCGCUCCUACUGGAAGGCUAUUACAGGUAUCUAGUACCUUUUCUAUAUCACUGUUACUGCUCCCACUGGAAGUCUAUUCAAUGUAUCUACUACCCUUUCUAUAUCAGUGUUACUGCUUCCACUGGAAGGCUAUUCCAGGUAUCUACUAUCCUUUCUAUAUCACUGUUACUGCUCCCACUGGAAGGCUAUUCCAGGUAUCUACUACCCUUUCCAUUUGUUACUGCUCCUACUGGAAGGCUAUUACAGGUAUCUAGUACCUUUUCUAUAUCACUGUUACUGCCCCCACUGGAAGGCUAUUCCAGGUAUAUUUUUCUAUAUCACUGUUACUGCUUCCACUGGAAGGCUAUUCCAGGUAUCUACUACCCUUUCUAUAUCAGUGUUACUGCUCCCACUGGAAGGCUAUUCCAGGUAUCUACUACCCUUCCUAUAUCACUGUUACUGCUCCCACUGGAAGUCUAUUCAAUAUAUCUACUACCCUUUCUAUAUCAGUGUUACUGCUUCCACUGGAAGGCUAUUCCAGGUAUCUACUAUCCUUUCUAUAUCACUGUUACUGCUCCCACUGGAAGGCUAUUCCAGGUAUCUACUACCCUUUCUAUAUCACUGUUACUGCUCCUACUGGAAGGCUAUUCCAGGUAUCUACUACCCUUUCCAUUUGUUACCGCUCCCACUGGAAGGCUAUUCCAGGUAUCUACUACCCUUUCCAUUUGUUACCGCUCCUACUGGAAGGCUAUUACAGGUAUCUAGUACCUUUUCUAUAUCACUGUUACCGCUCCCACUGGAAGGCUAUUCCAGGUAUCUACUGCCCUUUCUAUAUCACUGUUACUGCUCCCACUGGAAGGCUAUUCCAGGGAUCUAAUACCCUUUCUAUAUCACUGUUAAUGCUCCCACUGGAAGGCUAUCCCAGGUAUCUACUACCCUUUCUAUAUCACUGUUACUGCUCCCACUGGAAGGCUAUUCCAGGUAUCUACUACCCUUUCUAUAUCACUGUUACUGCUCCCAACUAGAAAACUGUUCCAGGUAUCUACUACCCUUUCUAUAUCACUGUUACUGCUCCCACUGGAAGGCUAUUCCAGGUACCUACUACCCUUUCUAUAUCACUGUUACUGCUCCCACUGGAAGGCUAUUCCAGGUAUCUAUUACCCUUUCUAUAUCACUGUUACCGCUCCCACUGGAAGGCUAUUCCAGGUAUCUACUACCCUUUCUAUAUCACUGUUACUGCUCCCACUGGAAGGCUAUUCCAGGUAUCUACUACCCUUUCUAUAUCACUGUUAUUGCUCCCACUGGAAGGCUAUUCCAGGUAUCUACUACCCUUUCUAUAUCACUGUUACUGCUCCCACUGGAAGGCUAUUCCAGGUAUCUACUACCCUUUCUAUAUCACUGUUACUGCUCCCACUGGAAGACUAUUCCAGGUAUCUACUACCCUUUCUAUAUCACUGUUACUGCUCCCACUGGAAGGCUAUUCCAUGUAUCUACUACCCUUUCUAUAUCACUGUUACUGCUCCCACUGGAAGGCUAUUCCAGGUAUCUACUACCCUUUCUAUAUCACUGUUACUGCUCCCACUGGAAGACUAUCCCAGGUAUCUACUACCAUUUCUAUAUCACUGUUACUGCUCCCACUGGAAGGCUAUUCCAGGUACCUACUACCCUUUCUAUAUCACUGUUACUGCUCCCACUGGAAGGCUAUUCCAGGUAUCUACUACCCUUUCUAUAUCACUGUUUGCUUUUACUGCUUCAAUUGGAAGGACAUUCCAGGUAUCUAUUACCCAUUCUAUAAUGUAAUAUUUUCUUAUUCUUCCAUCCUCUAGCUUCCAAUCCUGCUCUAUUGCUAGGUAUGUUCUGCAUUAGACAUGGCUCUGGUAGCUGUGUGCAUGGUUACCUUCGCCGUAUAUCUGCACAAUGAGCUCUGGGUGGAUAGAACCCAGUUAUUCCCCGUACCAACCUUGGAUCCGACCUUUUCCUAAUGGGGAGUUUGUCUGUGUCAGAAACCCAAUGGCUGAAAUACACAAAGAAUGAUCAAAAAUCUAGAUUAAAUGUUUCCUUUCUCAGUGUGAAUGGCAAGGGUUAGGGUUAAGGACUAUAUUAUAUGCUAAUAUAACCCUGUAAAUACCUCAACUCAGAGUCCACAUAAACAUAACGAACUUACAGCACGGGGUGCACUGCCGUACAGUAAGUAGCCGUGAUCCAUAGAAUGCACAUUGAGAGGAAAUUCUCUUUGUUCUUUCAGCUGCUUUCUCCAAAAAAUGAAUGGAGGGCAAUAGGAAUCACGUUUUACUGACAAACUGAACUCCUGAGAGAGGUCGAAAUAUGGGCCGAAACAUGGGUCAAAACAUGGGCACAAUGGCAUCUCUUUAUAAACGUAUUCGAUAUAACAUUGUAUCAAUUAUUUAACCAGACGUCAUUGAUUGGAGAUCUCUCUGUCUGUGGGCUAUGAAGGUUUCCGUUUUAUUUAAUACUUUGCUGAGUUUCGGGUUUUCUUUUCAUACGAGAUGUAUUUCUCACCGAGGUUCGAGUGCUGGAGUAAUAGGGGCUGGAUGUGGUUUAUUGUAAUACAUAUAUAUAUGAUUCCAAUUAAAGCUAACAAUGUGUAUAUAAUGGGUUAAAACACUAUUAUGAUAUAUUACACUAUACAAUACAUUGUCGACAUUAACACACACAAUGGAUGUUUGCGCAAUCAAUGCCUGGACUUGCUCCUAAGGGCGCCAUAUUCUGUUCUAACUGCAGGCGUGGGAGAGCAAGUUGUGUUUAUCAUAUUGCUGCGUGUCUGUUGUUUAUUAUGGUGCUUCAUGUUUUUGUCGGUUCUUUUCUUCCUCGCAGGAUGCUCUGUGCACGUCAGGAUGAACCACUGUUAUUAUGACAAACGCAUGGACUUCUUCUACAAUCUAAGCAACUCCCAGAUGGAACAUGACUGGUCCGGGACCAAACUCAUUCUCAUGUUGUCCUUUGGCGCCUGCUGCUGUUUUUUCAUUUUUGUCUCGAACUUGUUGGUUAUUGCAGCUGUGAUUAAAAACAAACGUUUCCACUUUCCCUUCUAUUACCUGCUCGCCAACUUAGCUGCCGCAGACUUUUUUGCGGGGAUUGCUUACGUGUUCCUUAUGUUUCACACGGGCCCUGUUUCCAAAACACUAACCGUUCAUCGGUGGUUCUUACGUCAAGGCCUCUUAGACACAAGCAUGUCGGCCUCUUUAACCAGUUUGUUGAUAAUUGCUGUGGAGCGACAUAUGUGUAUAGUGCGAAUGAGAAUUCACAGCAAUCUGACCAAAAGAAGGGUGACCUGCCUCAUUUUCUUCAUUUGGGCAACUGCAAUUUUUAUGGGGGCUCUACCUACCCUUGGGUGGAAUUGCAUCUGCAACAUAACAACUUGCUCCACCCUCGCCCCCAUUUACAGCAGGAGUUAUCUGACCUUUUGGGCCGUGUCUAACUUGGUGGCCUUCUUCAUUAUGGCCAUUGUCUACCUGAGAAUCUAUAUGUAUGUCCAGAGGAAGACCAAUGUUCUAUCUCCACACACCACUGGCUCGAUCAGUCGGAAGAGGACACCCAUCAAAUUAAUGAAGACAGUCAUGGCUGUGUUAGGUAAGACAUUCAGCUUCCAGCCAAUGACAAAUUCCCAGAGAGGUGGCUUUUGGGUUGUCAUCGAACCAGAGGGCUAA